Dromiciops gliroides (monito del monte) is the source of this 924-nucleotide messenger RNA. Its product is annotated as olfactory receptor 9G4-like. The coding region runs from base 1 to 924 and encodes 307 amino acids. Gene Ontology annotation, biological process: G protein-coupled receptor signaling pathway. Gene Ontology annotation, molecular function: olfactory receptor activity; G protein-coupled receptor activity. NCBI's taxonomy places the organism in Eukaryota, Metazoa, Chordata, Mammalia, Microbiotheria, Microbiotheriidae. The transcript has a single exon. Gene Ontology annotation, cellular component: membrane. The record is from RefSeq and is a predicted model, not a curated record.
AUGAACAAUUGCACUUUGGUAUCUGCAUUCAUUCUUCAGGGAUUCUCAGUCAUUCCGGAACUACAGACUUUGAGUGCCGCUAUCUUCCUUUUCAUCUACAUAGUCUCUGUGCUUGGAAACAUCUCCAUCAUCACAGCAGUGAAUCUGGAUUCUCAUUUGCACACACCCAUGUACUUUUUCCUCAAGCAUCUAUCAUUCAUUGACUUGUGUUCUACUUCUACCACACUUCCCUGGGCACUCUUUGCUGCUCUGGCUGGUUCAGAAGUCAUCUCCCUCCCAGCAUGUGCAGCUCAACUCUUUGUUUUUGUCUUCUGUGGAUCCACUGAAUGCUUUCUUAUCACCUCAAUGGCCUACGACCGCUGUUUGGCCAUCUACCAGCCCCUGACCUAUGGGGCCACCAUGACCCAACAGUUCUGCUGUGCCCUGGUGGGUGUGGCCUGGGUGAGUGGGCUCCUCUUCUCCUCCUUUCAUACAGUGAAUACCUUCACCCUGUCUUUUUGUGAACCCACUGUGGAACAUUUCUUCUGUGACAUACCUCCACUCUUACGAUUGUCAUGCACUGAUCCUUACAAACAUGAGGCAGCUGGCUUUGUUGUUAGUGGGUUUGUCAUCAUGAGCUGCUUUGCACUUACCGUCCUUUCCUACAUCCGUAUCCUAGCCACUGUGGCCCAUAUCAAGUCAACACAAGGUCGCCAGAAGGCCUUCUCUACCUGUUCCUCCCACCUCAUCACAGUUGUCCUCUUUUAUGGGACUGGAAGUUCAGCCUACAUGAGGCCUACUAAUGGCUACUCCCCACUUCAAGGGCGCCUAGCUGCUGUAUUUUAUUCCAUCCUCACCCCUACUCUGAACCCCAUUAUCUAUAGCAUGAGGAACAGAGAUAUGAAGACAGCCCUAAGGAAACUUUACAUUUAUCGACCAGGAUGA